AUGCCAACCUUGCAGGCUUCCCAAUCGCUAUACGCCCACAAUCCUGUUUACAAUUCCAUCUGGCCUUCUGUUUAUGCCGUUUGCCUCGGGAGGCCGUAUCAGCCCCCGUUGCCCUGCCAACCCGAGAUGGUGACCCACUGUUUGUCUGUCCCCGGCGAGCAGUCGCUAUCCUUCGCCCGUUCGCCCCACAACCGUAAGCCACUCCACACAGCCGCCUCAGACUCCCUUGCGGCCAGCAUGGUCGGCCGAGAGCCACAUCGCGAUGCGCUGCAAUGGCGGCGAUCCGCGUUCCCAUACAAAAGUGAAGCCGCAUUCAUCUCAAUUCCCAACUUAUUGGCCGACCUUGCGGCAAGUCGACGGGUGGGUUGGCCUCGGAGAGACGAAAGAGGAGGCGGUGUCUCAUGCGCCUCAAUGGCUUUAAUCCGAUUUUAG
Molecule: messenger RNA, 432 nt
Organism: Protopolystoma xenopodis
Lineage: Eukaryota; Metazoa; Platyhelminthes; Monogenea; Polystomatidea; Polystomatidae
Source: the annotation of a GenBank genome assembly